Molecule: messenger RNA, 1146 nt
Organism: Microtus oregoni (creeping vole)
Lineage: Eukaryota; Metazoa; Chordata; Mammalia; Rodentia; Cricetidae
Gene: Treml2
Product: triggering receptor expressed on myeloid cells like 2
Exons: 5
Coding region: 1-966 (321 amino acids)
Biological process (GO): T cell activation
Cellular component (GO): cell surface
Molecular function (GO): signaling receptor activity
Source: RefSeq, a predicted model, not a curated record
AUGGAGCCAUGGCCUUCCACGUUCCUGCUGCUGCUGCUGCUUUUGUGGUUACAGAGCUGUGUCUCAGGUCCCUCCAGCGAGAAUGUGUACAGGAAAGUGUGGCGGCGUGAAGGGGAGUCUCUGACUGUGCUGUGCUCCUACAAGAACCGCCGGAACCGCGCUGAGAACAAGGCUUGGUGCAAGGUCAGGAAGAAGAAGUGUGAGCCCAGCUUCAUCCGGAGCUGGGUGAAGGGGCCCAGCUACUCAAUGCGGGAUGAUGCCAAGGCCAAGGUGGUCCAUAUCACCAUGGAGGCCCUCAGAGUCCAGGACUCCGGUCGAUAUUGGUGCAUGCGGAACACGGCUGGGAAUCUCUACCCGUUGGUGGGUUUCCAGCUCGAAGUGUAUCCAGCCCUCACAACUGAGAGAAACAUUCUUCGCACGCAUCUAACCAACACCCUUGAGAGUGGAUUUGUCACAACGGGCCAGGUCCGCAUUUCAGGCCCUCAUGUGCCCUUCACCCCUGACGUGUCUGUGUUCACAUCUGGACUCCUCACCUUGGCCUCAGGGACCACCGAGCCAACCCCUGUGACAAGCUACAGUUUCACCAAUUCCAGUGGCACCGUCACAGAGCGCGGGAGGAACACAAAGAACCAGCCAGUGACGUUGUCUCCUAGUGAUGUGAGACCCUUCUCUGCUGAUCCAGUGACCACCUCCACCGAGUUCAGACACCUGAGCAGCAGCUUGUCCACCACGGGGAUGUACCACCCGUCAACCCCCAAGAGGUCCCAGGAGACUUACCUCACUGUGACGAUGGUAGUGCUGACAUUCCUUCUGACGCCUGUGGUGUUGGUUAUGGUCUAUGGCUUUUGGAAGAAGAGGCACAUGGGAAGCUACAGCUUGGGCAACGACUCUGCUAAACCCUGGAUACAUCUUCCUGAAGGACCAGAGACACUGUGGAAACCUGCUUGGUAUAAGAUAACUCAGUGAUCUGGAGAGCUGACGCCAAUGAACUCAGAGGCCAGAGAGGACCGAAGCCCAGACAAUGGCCCUGGGGCAGGAGCACAGUUCAGCUGCCUUCCUUUCACCCAGGGCCACCAUGUCCUCAGUUUCCCUCUGUUCCCUACAAACAUCUCCAUAUGUUUGGAGACAAGAGCCAGACUCAUGAGC